ACCGUGAACAUUUAAAUACUUGGGUCUCCUCUCCUGUGCUCCCCCACGUUAAUGUGCAAAAGAACUUAUGAAACUUUAGCAUGGAGUUGUGAAAUUCAAAGCAAAGAUCUUACUUAUUUUUUCAUUAGAAGGGUGGGAGUAAAAAAUUCACCAAGCUCAAAACAUUGACAUAAGUUGCAUUCAAGGAGGGUAGUCAUGCCUGUUACAGACUUUUGAAACAAUGGAUGAGAGAGUAUCCUUACAUCACAGCCCUGAGAAGGAGAAAACUCUCAGACAUACUGGUUAUUUUGCUUCAUCACACACUGUGAAAAAAAUUUGGGUUGGAAUCUGCUUGCUUCUGGUGGAGAUGUGUGAGCGGUUCACUUUCUUUGAAGUCGUCUGCAAUAUGAUCCCCUUUUGCACUGUCAAGCUUGGCUAUCCCAAUUACCAGGCAGCCAUUUUGAACUUGUGUUUUAUUGGAACUUCAAUACUUAGCCCUGUGUUUGUGGGAUGGCUUGCUGAUGCCUGUCUAGGAAGAAACAAACUGGUAUAUGCUUGCUUAUGUCUACAUUUUCUAGGCACUGCUUUGUUAUCCAUGGUUGCUUUUCCCUUGGAAGAUUUCUAUAUAGGAACUCACCAUAUGAUUAACCAUAUACCAAAAGAGGAGCAGAAGAGGCUGUUCUACACAGCCCUGUUGGCCAUCUGCCUUGGUACAGGAGGAAUGAGAGCCAUCAUUUGUCCGCCGGGUGCCUACAACCUUCAGGAGCAUGGGUCCCAGAAACAAAUGUCUUUUUUUAACUGGUUUUGUUGGAUCAUGAACCUGAAAGCAACUGUUGUCUUUCUGGGAAUAUCUUACAUCCAGCACUCAGGGGCCUGGGCCCUGGUUUUACUCAUUCCUUUUAUGUCUACACUUAUGGCUUUGAUAACUCUUCAUAUGAUGCACUGUAACUUGAUUUAUCAGCCAGAAAAAUGUUGCUCCCUCCUGACAACCUUUGGGGUAUUUAUUAAUGCACUGAAAAUAUGCUGUCUGCGCCAUUGCCGUCUUGCUGGAGAUGUGACAAGCUGGUUAGACCACGCCAAGAAAAAAAAUGGCGGUUGCUAUAGUGAGCUCCACGUAGAAGAUACAAAACUUUUCUUCACCCUUCUCCCUCUCUUCAUUUUUCAGCUCCUUUACAGAAUAUGCAUUAUGCAGAUUCCUUCAGGAUAUUAUGUGCAGACCAUGAAUUCCAACCGGAAUUUGGAUGGAUUUCUUCUGCCAGUUGCAGUAAUGAAUGUCGUCAACACCCUACCACUAUUAAUUCUGGCCCCUUGUAUAGAGUAUUUCAGCACUUGCCUCUUUCCCUCGAAGAGAGACGGAUCAUUUCUGUUGGCAUGCAUUAUCACUGGAAAUCUUUCUGCUGCAUUGUCUGUGAUGGUAGCUGGCUUCUUUGAAAUACACAGAAAACACUUCCCUCCAAUGGAGCAGCCUCUUUCAGGCAAAGUCCUCACCAUUUCUUCCAUGCCCUGUUUCCACCUGGUUCUUCAGUACGUUUUACUUGGAGUGGCUGAAACACUGGUCAACCCAGUCUUCUCUGUAAUACAUAGAUUUGUUCCGAAUACCAUCAGAGGAACCUCUAUGAAUUUCUUGACACUGUUCAAUGGAUUUGGUUGUUUCAUGGGGGCAUUGCUAGUGGAGUUGGUAUAUCUCAUCUCAGAAGGCAAUUGGUUUCCAAACACAUUAAACAAAGGCAAUUUAGAAAGCUUCUUCUUCUUUUUGGCAUCAUUAACGUUGUUGAACGUCUUGGGAUUCUGGAGUGUUUCACAAAGGUAUUGUAAUCUAAAUCAUUUUAAUGCCCAGAACAUCAGUGGAAGUAAUCUUGAAGAAACACUUCUCCUCCAUGAAAAGUCUCUGAAAUUUUAUGGCAGUACGCAGGAAUUUUCUUCAAGUAUUGAUCUUUGGGAGACAGCCCUAUGAAACUAUCUUUGACUCUACCUGUCUUAUGAGCAAAGUAUUCAUUGUUUUCUUUAGCUGAACAUCUUACACAUUUUAGUUUAAGAACUAAUAUGUAUGGGAGUGACUUCACAAGUAUUAUCUGUGUACUUUAUUUAUAAAGACUAAUUAUGACUCCUCUAGUAAACUAUUGUGCCUAUUAAUGCUUUUGCAUUAACACAUUAUACAUUACAGUUAAUUUCAAAGCCUGUGAUUACUCCAUGACAACAAAAUGACAAUUUCGUAUACCUUACAAUAUUUUACAACUUCUUACAAUACUGGUUCAGCCACUAAGAGCAAUAUAAAUUAUAAUUGUUAGUUCUAAUGUGCUAAUAGAAUCAAAAUAAUCAUUUCUAUACAUUUAUUGAGCACUUACUACAUGCCAGGCCUUGUGAGCAUAUACUGUCUAUGUCUAACUAAAUAGUAAGUCUAUACGUCAUUUUACUGUAUUUGAUCUUGAUGUUACACUAUGGAUAUGAACUAAGGAAAUUUUCUCUGAAUUGAAAAGCAGUGUUAACUAAAAUAGAGGUCCUUAAAAAAGAAAGAAUAUUCACAUACUGAAGAAGUUAUAAAAUAAAGGUAAAUGAGGGAAUGAUUAAAGAAAAAAGGAAAAUUGGAGAAGGGGAAAUGAGUGUUGAGAGGGUAAGUGAUAAAUCAAAUAGAGACCCUUAAAGCAUUUCCCUAACCUAAUUGACAUCUUUUGGUCUUCAGUGCUACCAAUUCAGAACCAUUCACAAAAUCAUCUUCCAAAAGAAAUUCUUUCUGUAUAACCAAAGAAAUGUGGAAACUCAUAUAAAAUAUAAUGAACUGGGGCACCUGGGUGGCUCAGUCGGUUAAGCAUCCAACUCUUGGUCUCAGCUCAGGUCAUGGUCUCAAGGUCGUGAGAUCAAGCCCCGCGUCCGACUCCGCACUGGGUGUGGAGCCUGCUUAAGAUUCUCGAAGAAGAAGAAGAAGAAGAAGAAGAAGAAGAAGAAGAAGAAGAAGAAGAAGAAGAAGAAGAAGAAGAAGAAGAAGAAGAAGAAGAAGAAGAAGAAGAAGAAGAAGAGGAAGAAGAAGAAGAAGAAGAAGAAGGAGAAGAAGAAGAAGAAGAAGAAGAAGAAG
Messenger RNA from Mirounga angustirostris (Northern elephant seal), 3049 nucleotides. RefSeq names its product solute carrier family 15 member 5 (gene SLC15A5). NCBI's taxonomy places the organism in Eukaryota, Metazoa, Chordata, Mammalia, Carnivora, Phocidae. The transcript is spliced from 9 exons. Gene Ontology annotation, cellular component: membrane. The record is from RefSeq and is a predicted model, not a curated record. Bases 221 to 1933 code for a protein of 570 amino acids. Gene Ontology annotation, molecular function: transmembrane transporter activity. Gene Ontology annotation, biological process: transmembrane transport.